Molecule: messenger RNA, 1670 nt
Organism: Salvia miltiorrhiza (redroot sage)
Lineage: Eukaryota; Viridiplantae; Streptophyta; Magnoliopsida; Lamiales; Lamiaceae
Product: sugar carrier protein C-like
Exons: 4
Coding region: 154-1398 (414 amino acids)
Biological process (GO): monosaccharide transmembrane transport
Cellular component (GO): membrane
Molecular function (GO): monosaccharide transmembrane transporter activity
Source: RefSeq, a predicted model, not a curated record
GGAGGUCAUCUUGGGAGAAAAUAUAUUUGUUUGACUUAGAGGCCCAAAAUCUGCUCACGACUUGGAAUUCCUACGCUGUCACGUCAAAAUUCUCCAUUUUUAUUUCUAUUUAGUUUUUGUAAGUGAUAAGUAUUUUCUCGAUCUUCACUAUUAAUGGUGGAUUUGUUGGAGAGAGAGAGAGGCAGAGGAAUGACCGACGGGAAAGAAUACCCCGGCAACUUGACACCGUAUGUUAUUGUAACCUGCGUUAUUGCAGCCACGGGCGGUCUCAUUUUCGGUUACGAUAUCGGAAUUUCAGGUGGAGUUACGUCAAUGGAUCCAUUCUUGGAGAAAUUUUUUCCGUCGGUAGCCGAGAAGCAAAAAGAGGAUAGUUGGGUGCAGAAUAAUGGGUAUUGCCAAUUUGACAGCCAUUUAGUGUCAUUGUUUACAUCGUCCUUGUAUCUGGCUGCACUUUGUUCGUCGGUGGUGGCCUCAACGUUGACGAGGAAACUCGGCAGAAAGCUGACGAUGCUGGUCGGGGGUGUGCUCUUCUGCGUCGGAGCUUUCAUCAAUGCCUUUGCUGCUGCUCUAUGGAUGCUCAUUUUUGGCCGUAUUCUUCAGGGGUUCGGAGUUGGAUUUUCAAACCAGUCUGUUCCACUCUACCUAUCUGAGAUGGCUCCUUACAAGUAUAGAGGUGCACUCAACAUUGGAUUUCAAUUAUGCGUCACCCUGGGCAUCUUAGUAGCUAAUCUAUUGAACUUCGGGUUUAACAAAAUCAAUGGUGGCUUUGGGUGGAGACUCAGUUUAGGAGGCGCGGCAAUCCCUGCUAUAAUCGUUAUCAUAGGUGCAUUAGUCAUUUCAGACACACCAACUUUCAUGAUCGAGUGUGAUGAGCACGACAAAGCUAGGUCCAAACUUAGGAGAAUUCGUGGUGUAGCUGACGUGGAUCAAGAGUUCAAAGACUUGGUUUUGGCAAGUGAGGCGUCUAAAAAUACGGAACACCCAUGGAAAAACCUUUUCAAAAAGAAGUAUAGGUUCUACCUCAUGAUGGGAAUUGCCAUUCCAUUCUUUCAAGGGCUUAGCGGCAUCAACGUGAUCGUGUUUUAUGCACCUGUCUUGUUCCAGACCAUCGGUUUAGGAAAUAAUGCCGCGUUGAUAUCGACUGUGAUCACAGGUGGGGUGAAUGUUUUCGCCACUGUUGUGUCCAUUUAUGGAGUGGACAAGUGGGGAAGAAGGUUUCUUUUCAUUGAAGGAGGCAUUCAAAUGCUUAUCUGUCAGAUUGUCGUCGGAAUAUGCAUUGCUGUGAAAUUUGGGGUGGAUGGAGAGGUAAAUGAGAUGAUACCUAAGUGGUAUGCAAUUGUAGUGGUGCUGUUUAUAUGCAUAUUUGUGGCUGGAUAUGCUUGGUCUGGGGACCUCUAGGGUGGGCUGGUGCUAGUGAAAUUUCCCCUCUUGAAAUUCGAUCUCUGCUGCUCAGAGUUUGAAUGUUUCAGUUAACAUGGGUUGCACCCUGUAUCAUGGCUCAAAUCUUCUUAACCAUGCUUUGUCACUUGAAAUUUGGGUUGUUCUUUUUCUUUGCCUUCUUGUGUUGGUUAUGAGUAUCUUCAUAUACUUGGCCUUACCUGAGACCAAGAAGAGUCCGAUCGAAGAAAUGACGAUCCAAAGUAGCUAUGUGUUCGAGUGUGGUAAGGACA